Molecule: messenger RNA, 963 nt
Organism: Frankliniella occidentalis (western flower thrips)
Lineage: Eukaryota; Metazoa; Arthropoda; Insecta; Thysanoptera; Thripidae
Product: trypsin-1-like
Exons: 5
Coding region: 82-897 (271 amino acids)
Biological process (GO): proteolysis
Molecular function (GO): serine-type endopeptidase activity
Source: RefSeq, a predicted model, not a curated record
GCUGUCUGCCGUCCGACAGCACUCGCUUAAGUUGAUGCAGCCAGAUAGCCAGAGCUCUCGAGGACUCCUCCCUGGUCGGUCAUGUCGGUCCUACGCUCCGUGGCGGUGCUCCUGCUCGCCGGCCUCGCGCUGGCCUCCGCGACCCGCUCCAUCUACCCCGCGAAGGUGCGGCGCCACUGGGCCGGCUUCAACCCCAUGAUCGUCGGGGGCAACGACAUCGACAUCAAGGAGGCGCCCUACCAGCUCAGCCUACAACUCUACACCUCGCACAUCUGCGGCGCGUCCAUCAUCAGCAAGACGUUCGUCCUGACGGCGGGUCACUGCGCGGCUGCGGGCAUCACCCCCAAGAACGGCGCAGUGCGCGCCGGCUCCACCAACCACGACGAGGGCGGCGUCCUGUACAACCUCAAGAGAGUCACCAACAACCCCAAGUACGAGGCCAGCACCGUCGACUUCGAUGUCGCCGUGCUAGAGAUCGACGGCGAGUUCCAGCUCGGUGAGACGCAGGCGAUCGUCGCGUUGCCCGCGGCCGGCGAUGCGGAGCCAGCGGGUUCCUUCCUCACCGUCAGCGGCUGGGGUAACACCUACGAGGGCGGCUACUCCGGGGCGCUCAACCUGCGCGCCGUGCGCCUCGUCGGGCUGACGAGCAGCGCGUGCAGGCUCGUCUACGGCAAGGGGCUGACGGAGCGCAUGCUGUGCGCCGGCCGCAGCGGCGCCGACUCGUGCCAGGGCGACUCGGGCGGCCCGCUCGUGCACAGGGACGCCGCCGGCGACACCCAGCUCGUCGGCGUCGUCUCCUGGGGCUACGGCUGCGCGCGCAAGGGCGUCCCCGGCAUCUACUCGCGCGUGUCCAACCCGGACCUGCGCGCCUUCAUCCAGAGCGUGUCGGGCGUGUAAGCGCGCGGCAGAGGCGGCGGAGGGAAGGCCCAUCCCGCCGUCUAAUAAAAACUAGUAACAAGAAAA